This is a messenger RNA of Sclerotinia borealis F-4128, 1635 nucleotides long. NCBI's taxonomy places the organism in Eukaryota, Fungi, Ascomycota, Leotiomycetes, Helotiales, Sclerotiniaceae. The record is from the annotation of a GenBank genome assembly.
AUGGCAGACUUCGUUCAAGGUGAUCAUGUUGAUCUAAAACAUGCUCAUGAUGUUAAACAAUCCCUUGAUCUAGAAAACGGCCGCCUCGAGAAAGACCUGGGUCCUGUUGUGAACGCGGAUGGAACUCAUUCAUCCGAGGGCGAAUCCGAGGAGGUAGUUUUGGCUAGAGAACUUCGAGAACAAAAAGGCUUCUUGCGCACACUGCGACGUGGUGAAGAAUGGCUUGACGAGAAACUGGGGAUAGAAACGCAAGGCAUUGAUAGGAUACAUGAAGAAGACAAGCAACCUCCGUCCAUUCUCAAUGUCUUCUUUCUCUGGUGGUCUCUCACAUGUCAUGUUGGUACCCUACCAAUUGGCCUUCUUGGUACGGAUCCCGAAGUAUAUGGUCUCUCUUUGAGUCAGGCGGUUAGCGCCAUUAUUGUUGCAACGAUUUUGGGAGCCGCUUGCACUGCGUUUUGUGGUACUCUAGGUCCAAAGCUCGGUCUCCGUGCGAUUGCAUGUUCUCGAUACUCUUUCGGAUUCUACGGCGCAAAACUCUGCUCGGUUCUCAAUGUUGUUAUUGGUGGAGGUUUUGCCGUGGUCAAUAUUGUGGUUGUGGGUCAAAUUCUGGCUGCCGUCUCCGAUUAUAAAAUGACAAUUGUGGUUGGAAUUAUCAUCAUCGCGGUUAUCAGUUACGUGGUAUCAAUCUUCGGCUUCAAACUCAUUCAUACAUGGGAGAAAUACUCGUGGAUCAUGACAUUCAUUCUCAUGUGUAUCUUGAUUGGUCAAGUCGCUCCUAAGAUGGAGCCAAAUCUUCCAUCUUCUGUAUCUGGACUUGGAUUCUCUGGCUCCUGGCUAAGUUUCUUCGCUGUUUGCUUUUCCUCUGCAUCUGGAUGGUGCUCAAUUGCCUCGGAUUACUACUGCAACUACCCCGCGGAUACUAAAGGCUGGAAGAUGUUCUGUCUAACCAUCAUGGGAAUUUGUCUCCCUACGAUCUUUGUGACAGUCAUCGGUGCAUGUCUUGGAAAUGCGGCAUUGGCUUCACAAUCAAAUCCAACUUUCGCCGUAGCAUAUGAGGACCAUGGACUUGGUGGUCUUCUUCUAGAGGCUUACCACCCUUUUCGUUUCGCCAAAUUCUGUCUUGUUCUCCUGGUUUUCUCCGUCAUCGGCAACAACGUCGCGGUAAAUUACUCGAGUGGUCUAUCCCUUCAACUACUUGGUCAUUAUUUCCACGCAAUCCCAAGAAUUGUCUGGUCAUUCGCCAAUGCUCUAGUCGUCGCCGUUCUCGCAAUUGCCGGCAGGUCACACUUAUCGAGCAUCGUCAGCGAUUUUGUCUCCCUCCUUGGAUACUGGACAGUUUCUUUCACAUGUAUUCUUCUCAUAGAAGACAAAUGGUUCCGUCGCACAGAAGGUUACGAAUUGAACUUUUGGGAUAGACCUGGAAAACUACCAUGGGGUUUAGCUGCUGUCAUGGCUCUUUUGUUCGGUUAUUUGGGUGGUGGCCUACCGGGCAUGGCUCAAGUCUGGUAUAUCGGUCCGAUUGCGAAAAAAUUCGGACCCUUUGGAGGUGAUGUUGGUAUUUUCCUGAGUGGCGUUUUCACCAUCGUGACGUAUUUUCCACUGCGAUGGUACGAGCGAAAAGUCACUGGUAGGUAA